AGUGGCGCGGCCUAAUCAACUUAUUAAUUUCCUAGUCGCGUGGUCGCUAGUUGUCACUUGGAAGUGGCGCGGCCUGGACCAGAAACAAGUGCCUUGGACAACUACAACAGCAUGGCUAAGGAGAUUAAGGAGCUAUUCCACUCGUAUGGCAUUCACAGUACAACUAUACAACUAGAGUAUGUAGAUGAUGGAUAUUUUGGUUGCCAGGUUCCAUGUCCAGCUCCAGCUCCAGGUGUAGAACUAGCUGAAUCAGACUCCUGUAUAGAUUCAUCCUGCUGCAGGAAUAGAUUCAGUUCUGAAGAUAAUCCAGCAAUAAAUGUAAAAACGCAGUUUUGAGAUAAAACAAGAAACCUGCAUACAAGAAUUGAAUUCAGUUUACCAAGUUCAGAAUGUAUCAAGAAGAAACAAUACCAAGAAAAAGCAAGAUUUAAGAAACAUAAUAAUUAACCUCGAAACAUUUUUUUAGAACAAAAAACCUUAUGUUAAAUCAACUUAAAGAGAAAAAUCUACAUUUCGUCGUCAAAGUAGCAAUAAUUGAUUCUUCUCAACUUCAUUUUUAAUUAUAUCGGAUAAAAAUAUAAACAUGCCCGAAUCAUGCCAUUUUAUCUCUGGUGACUGGGGGGACUUUGGCGAGUUUUAAUAGAUCAUGAAAAAAAUAUUGAACUUUUUUAUGAUACCUGGUGUUUCUUUAAACCCUCAAAUGUCGGAAUUUAAAAUUGCAUUUUUUUUCGUGAAAAAAUGAUAAGCUGUUCAAAAAGAGUAAAUGUGAGUACUACGCUAACAAUACUUUUAUUGGUUCAACGUUACACAAACUUACCAACGAAUAGUUGCAAGGUGAAUAUACAACACUAAUGUAAAUAUAUGUUUAAAUGCAAUGGAAUAAUAUGAUAAUAAAAUAAUCAUGAUAAUAAUAAAAAUUA
Messenger RNA from Eurytemora carolleeae, 920 nucleotides. Its product is annotated as zinc transporter 1. The transcript is spliced from 5 exons. Lineage: Eukaryota; Metazoa; Arthropoda; Copepoda; Calanoida; Temoridae. The coding region runs from base 112 to 336 and encodes 74 amino acids. The record is from RefSeq and is a predicted model, not a curated record.